GAGGUGGUAAUCAGCGCAGCUUCCCUUCCUUUGCAGCUCAGGGAUUGUGAAUUCACAAGCUAUCCAGAGCCUGUUGACAGGCUGUGAGCAGCUCUGUCGGUAACCAGUAGUUGGCCAGUGGUGUCCUGAGCAAGAAGGGACCGUGCAGAGCUUGCCGCCGGCAGCAGCAAACCCUGGGGAGGUGGCUAGCCCGUCGCCCCUCUGCCAGAAGAUAAAGCCUGGAAGCUGGCACCCCAGACAGAACCUGUUGCUCAGGACCGACUUGCUGCCUUCAACGCGCGCCUGGGACACUUGGCCAAGAGCAGAGGAAAGCCAUAAAAGGCUAUGUCUCUCUGGAUGAUCCAGGAAAUAGAACAACAAUAUCUUGCCCAUUCGGUGACUUCAUCCAGAAGUGUCAUCUAUAACAAAGCUCAGCAGAGAGAUGAAUAAUGACUUCCCCAGGUCCAUCAUGAGCAAGAAAUGGGACUCAAACUCUUCAGAAAACUGGAGUCACACCUGGAGCAGCAAUGACACACAGCAUCACUGGUACUCGGAUAUCAACAUCACCUAUGUGAACUAUUAUCUUCACCAGCCUCAAGUGGCAGCGAUCUUCAUUAGUUCCUACUUCCUGAUCUUUUUCCUGUGCAUGGUGGGAAAUACUAUAGUUUGCUUCAUUGUAAUAAGGAAUAAACACAUGCACACUGUCACUAAUUUCUUCAUCUUAAACCUGGCAAUAAGUGAUUUGUUGGUUGGAAUAUUCUGCAUGCCUAUCACAUUGCUGGACAACAUCAUAGCAGGAUGGCCAUUUGGAAGCAGCAUGUGCAAGAUCAGUGGGCUGGUGCAGGGAAUAUCAGUUUCAGCCUCAGUCUUCACCUUGGUUGCAAUAGCUGUGGACAGAUUCCGGUGUGUCGUCUACCCCUUUAAGCCAAAGCUCACGGUCAAGACAGCCUUUGUCACUAUUGUGAUCAUCUGGGGCCUGGCCGUUGCCAUUAUGUCUCCAUCUGCAGUAAUGUUACAUGUACAAGAAGAAAAAUACUACCGUGUGAGACUCGGCUCUCACAACAAAACUAGCACGGUGUACUGGUGUCGGGAGGACUGGCCAAAGCAGGAAAUGAGGAGGAUCUACACCACUGUGCUAUUUGCCACCAUCUACCUGGCUCCCCUCUCCCUCAUUGUGGUCAUGUAUGCAAGGAUUGGGGCUUCCCUCUUCAAGACUUCAGCACACUGCAUGGGCAAGCAGCGCCAGGAGCAGUGGCAUGUUUCCAAGAAGAAACAGAAGGUCAUCAAGAUGCUGCUGAUUGUGGCCCUCCUUUUCAUCCUUUCCUGGCUGCCCCUGUGGACUCUGAUGAUGCUCUCAGACUAUGCUGACCUGUCUCCUAAUAAACUGCGUGUCAUCAACAUCUAUAUCUACCCUUUCGCCCACUGGCUUGCCUUUUGCAACAGCAGUGUCAACCCCAUCAUUUAUGGUUUCUUUAAUGAAAAUUUUCGCAGUGGUUUCCAAGACGCGUUCCAAGUCUGCCAAAAGAAAACAAAACCCCAAGAAGCCUAUGUCCUAAGAGCUAAAAGCAAGAUGGUAAUAAACACAUCUGGCCUGCUGGUCCAGGAACCUGCAUCUCAAAACCCAGGUGGGGAACAUUUGGUGUGUGGGAAAAGUGCUGAAAAUCCCACACAAGAAUCCCUAAUGGAAGAAAUGGGAGAAGCUACUAACAGUUCUGCAGCUUAAAAAAGAGUGCGGGUCCCCAGUGCUACACAGUGUUAUGUAGUAUAUGAGUGUGGAUAUGUCUUUAAAUACUGCUGCUUAUUGUGGCUUUGCAUUUCUAGUAUUCUGAUGAAAAUGUUUACCGAAAGCCCAUUUGUCAAAAAUUUUAAAGUAUAAAAAUGCCUUCCUAACCAGUCUGGUACAUGAAA
Mesocricetus auratus (golden hamster) is the source of this 1887-nucleotide messenger RNA. It is a transcript of the gene Npffr2, whose product is annotated as neuropeptide FF receptor 2. Gene Ontology annotation, biological process: regulation of adenylate cyclase activity; regulation of MAPK cascade; G protein-coupled receptor signaling pathway. The transcript has 5 exons. Lineage: Eukaryota; Metazoa; Chordata; Mammalia; Rodentia; Cricetidae. Gene Ontology annotation, molecular function: opioid receptor binding; peptide binding; neuropeptide receptor activity. The record is from RefSeq and is a predicted model, not a curated record. Gene Ontology annotation, cellular component: membrane. The coding region runs from base 422 to 1702 and encodes 426 amino acids.